Molecule: messenger RNA, 489 nt
Organism: Zymoseptoria tritici IPO323
Lineage: Eukaryota; Fungi; Ascomycota; Dothideomycetes; Mycosphaerellales; Mycosphaerellaceae
Exons: 3
Coding region: 1-489 (162 amino acids)
Source: RefSeq, a predicted model, not a curated record
AUGAAUACGUAUCUCUCCCGGGAGCAAAGUGACCUCAGUUUCGAGCAGACACAAUCAAUUGAACAUUCCCGUGCUGCCUCACCUACUCUCAGCGGUGAUGUCCCAGACCAAGACCAACAACUUUCACCACGUUCAAUGCCAACGAAGCCACCAUCGCUCUUCACUUCCUCACCGCCUUCCACGCCCUCCACGCCUUCCUCACCUCCCCCCUUCAACUACGCCGCCUACGAAUACGAAUACACCUAUCCCUUCUGUCCCUGCUGCCACCGGGACUUCCGAGACUCAUGUGACGAUCACCGAGAAAUCGCAAGACAGCAGGACCAAGUGAUCCGGCGGAGUUUUGGAAUAGAAGCAGAGAAGCUGGGGAUGGAUGAGGACUACGGAGCGGAUGGAGCGAAGCAGGAGAACAAGGUCAGUGAGCGUGCAGAGAGAUGGGAGAGGGAUACGACCGAUUUGGAGAAGGUCCUGAUGUGGCCGCAUGUUGUUUGA